Molecule: messenger RNA, 1104 nt
Organism: Drosophila takahashii
Lineage: Eukaryota; Metazoa; Arthropoda; Insecta; Diptera; Drosophilidae
Gene: Ctu1
Product: Cytosolic thiouridylase subunit 1
Biological process (GO): tRNA wobble position uridine thiolation
Cellular component (GO): cytosolic tRNA wobble base thiouridylase complex; mitochondrion
Molecular function (GO): tRNA binding
Source: RefSeq, a predicted model, not a curated record
GCUGGGUAACAUGAUUUGUGAGCACAGGCGCAACAGCUGGUUCGCCCUUCAAUGUGAGUUAAAAUGCCCAUCAACUGCAAGUCGCAGUGCGGCAAUCGCGCUGCCUUGAAGCGCCCCAAAACCGGCGAUGCCCUGUGCAAGGAGUGCUUCUUUGCCGCCUUCGAGGCGGAGAUUCAUCACACGAUCUCCUCCAGCAACUUGUUCCGGCGUGGCGAGAAGGUGGCCGUGGCAGCCAGCGGGGGCAAGGAUUCCACGGUCCUGGCUCACGUCCUGAAACUGCUAAACGAACGCCACGACUAUGGCCUGGAACUGGUGCUCCUCUCCAUAGACGAGGGCAUUACCGGCUAUCGGGACGACAGCCUGGAGACGGUCAAGCAGAACCGCGAUGACUACCAGAUGCCCCUGAAAAUCCUGUCCUACGAGGAGCUCUACGGCUGGACCAUGGACCGCAUUGUGGGCCAAAUCGGACGUUCCAACAACUGCACCUUUUGCGGGGUCUUCCGGCGACAGGCCUUGGACCGAGGAGCCAAGCUGCUGGCCGUGGACAGCAUAGCCACGGGCCACAAUGCCGACGACAUUGCGGAGACGGUGCUGAUGAACGUGCUCCGCGGGGACACGGCCCGCCUGCGACGCUGCACGGAUAUCCGGACCGGCGGCGGCGAGGAUUCCAUACCCCGAGUGAAGCCCCUGAAAUACAGCUACGAGAAGGAGAUCGUGAUGUAUGCCCACUACAAGAAGCUCGUCUAUUUUUCCACCGAGUGCGUGUUUGCACCCAACGCGUACCGCGGACAUGCCAGAGCCUUCCUCAAGGAUCUGGAGAAGGUGCGGCCUUCGGUUAUCAUGGACAUCAUCUACUCCGGCGAGCAGCUGCGAUUCAAGGACACCGUGAAGAAGCCAGUGCGCGGCAUAUGCGCUCGAUGUGGCUUCGUCUCCUCGCAGCAGCCCUGCAAGGCAUGCGUCCUUCUCGAGGGUCUGAACAGAGGAUUGCCCAAGCUGGGCAUUGGCAAGAAGUCCAAGGGCGAGCGAAUGAUUGCCAAACAGGAUCAGGAACUGGCCCUUCGAGAGCGUGCAAAUUUAGUAAAAAACGAUUUUUAAUAUGUCAAA